CCCCUUUUCCUCCCUUCCUCCCCCCCCCCCAAAGGAGGAUGAACAGUCUCCUGAACACGCUGGCGGGGCUGUCCCUCAGGGAGCCUCCGCCGGGCAAGAUCGAGAUCCUGCAGGACCUCGACCUCUACUACAUCAAGCAGCUCGCCCACAACUUCAAGGAGUAUGACCUGGAGCAGCGCAUCGCCCUGGAGAUCAAGAUGCGGGAGGGCACGACCAAGCUGCUGGCGGCGUGCGGCGGCGCGCAGGGGCCGCGCUCCAACCUGCCGCACACGCUGGAGGCGGCCAAGAACCUCCUCACGUCCAACGAGCGCAUGACCGCCUACAUGGCCGAGCUGCAGCGCCGCCGGGGCGCCUCCCUCUGCGCCGACGGGUCGCAGCCCUCUCUGGCGCGGGUGUGCCUCUCCGACCUCCGAAUGCCGCUCAUCUGGAAGGACAGCGACCACUUCAAGAACAAGGGCGACUAUCGCAGGUUUGCCGUGUUCGUCCUGCUGAAGAUCGGCACCGAAAUCUACGACACGGUCAUGGUGAACCCCGUCGACCGCUCCAUGACCGACAUCUGCUUCGACGACAUCAUUGUCUUCAACGGCAUCCCGUCGGGCUUCGAGUGCAGCCUGGAGGUGUACAGCCACGUGCUGCAGAACGACCUCACGAUGGCCAGCACGCCGAGGAAGCUGAAGCGGACGCUGCACUCGUCCAUCUCGCGCACGGUGGGCCGCAAGCUGGCCGCCUCGCUCAGGGACGAGCUCUCCCACGGCGAACUAGGACCCAAGUUCGAACUGGUUGCCACAGCAAAGUUGAUGCUGGACAAUGUUUCAAACAAUACUGCAACAUUUGACCUGAACAUGGAGAACGUAGAGAACCGAGCAAACCAGUUACCUCUAUUUGGCCACUUCUGCUGUCGUCUCGCUGCUCAGCCUGACUGUGCCACACAGGAAAGAAUUGCAGGAUAUGCACACGUCACGGAAAGUGAACAGCAGAACUCAUGGUGUAGAUUGUUCGGUUGGCAGCUGGAGGUGUGGAAUUCGAAAGAGGAUGUGCAUCUUUCGCCUCAUCAUCCCCUUUCAUUAUCUGUGGACAGGAAUACAGAGGUCACCCUGAAUGGUGCUCAGGUUGUGGUGUCCAACAGUACAGGAUUUGACCGUGGCUCCCUGACACUGGGUCUCGACUCCCCAAGUGAGGCUUCAUCCUGGUACAGGUGUCUACAGCAGCACAUCUCGGAUCACAGACUAUGGGGAGCAGCAGCCGAGGAGGAGAUGGAAAUCCUGACGCCACAGCCCACGCGACACAACUUCAUCUUGCCCAGACGGGGUCGUUUCACCUCCCUCUACGAGGAGACCCCCCUCAGAGAUGGAUCACCAAGCUCUGAGAAGUCCUCCUUGGAUGACAUCUAUGGUUCAUCUGCGUUUGUCAAUAACUACUGCACUCCGGCCCAAGUUACAAGGCCGAGAGCAAUGACUCUGGCUUCAAGGUCCUCUUUCAGGCGAUGGGGCUCAGUCAAGUGUAAUAUGCCCUUCUUCAAGAGCAAGAGUUAGAGACAAAAAACAAAGACAAGUUGCUGUUUUGAAAAUAUUUUGGCAGCCUUACCUUGUAUAUAUUUAUAUAUAUAUAUUUGAUUUUUUUUUUCUCACUUCAUAUUUUGUGUUAAAUUUUUUCUUUUUUUCACUUCUAUGAAUGAACUCUACUUCAUAAUGAGCUAUUUUUUGUACUGUGACUGAAUCACCAUUGUCAACUAUACAGUGACAAGGAUUUUUUUUUCUGAUAUUUCAUCACAAUUGAACUGUGAACUGUAUAUGUCAGUAUCUGAUGUUUGCCCAGUAUUACCCUUCUCUUAUCUGAAAGCACUGCAAAAGAAUGUGUAAGGUUCAUCUCAUAAAUUAGUGAUAUAUUGGAAAAAGUGUCCUAAUGCAAAAGACAAGUGCUGAUCAUGAGUGAAAUCUGGUUAAACUGUGUUGAGUGAAAGAGUUUGCCCCUGUAAGUUGCAUUUAUUGGGUAUUUUCAUUCAUCCAUUCUGUGACACUGAUUUUAAAAGCAGAAGCUGAAAUAUGCAGGUUAUUAUCACAUAACAUUUAUCUUGAGACAGAAGCUUUUGCAGAAAUUGGAAACCCGGUAGAACUUCAGCAGAGGGCACGUCAGAUUUGUUAUUGUUUUCUUUUCCAGUGAUUGUUCAACGUGAACUUAUAGAAAAGUGUGUAGAACAUGAGAAAUGUUUCUAAGGAUAUUCUUUUUAGCAAGAUUAAAAUACUGCUUUUUAAUGUGGAAGCAGUCUUUUCAGAGAAUGUGGUCAUGUUCUGUUUCAGGCAUGGUGUAUAGUCAUGUUGUCAAAGAAAUAUAUUCCUGAAAAUUGAAUGAUUACAGGCAUGGCACUGCAGUAGACAUUUCCCAAGUUGAAGAUUACUAAUUCUUCUCAGCUUACUUUUGGACAGUCAUUUUUCCCCCCCUUUUUUUUCCUUUUCAUGGUUUUUACAGAGUUAAAAGAAAGUUUAUGUAAAAGUAAUGAACCAAUCAUAUUCUUCUUCACCUUUAUUGCUUGACAGACAUAGGUAGCUAUAUAAAGACACCAGAGCAUAUACUUUUAUUACGUCUUUUUUAACUUUGUUGAAAAUGUAUGAGUUAUUUCAGUGAUAGCAAGAAGCCUGUGCUACUGAUUAACCUGGCUCAAGUGUAUUGUAUUAGCAUAAAUAUUUAUGUAUUUUUAUAUAUGUAUGUAUAUGUAUACACAUUCUGUGAUGCUUUUGUUGCCAUGUGUAUUAGAUAAUGUUUAUUUUGUAGAACUUGCAGCUCAUUGUGCAUAGAGGUUGUAAUACCUGUGCAAUUGAUUGUUUUGUUGAAUGUAAUGUCUACCUAGAGAAGUACAGAGCAUCUACUUACAAUGCGCGAUUAUUUUAACUUUACUUUUUUCUAAAUUUCAUUUCAAGAAAUUUUGCAUGUAGGAUGAAAUUACAAGAGAAAAAUGAAGCCAUUUUCUUUUGAGGGAUCUUCAACACUUUUAGAACAUUGACCAACAACAACAACAAAUCUUGUGCUUUAGAAUGGAGAUGGAUAUAAGAAUUGAAUGAUUUACACUUUUGCUGUUUGUUAUUGACUAGCAUUCAAAGCAAGUUUUUUAUGACAAUGCUUGUUGUGUGGAGUGUAAAGAACAUAUUUAUUCCGUUUUAUUUUAUUAUGGAUAUAACAGAUUUUUGUAAAGUAUAUGGCUAAUACUUAAGAAUAUUGAGAAUUUGAUAUUUCACAUUUCUUGUUUUGACUAUUUUUAUCUCACUGACUUUAUGCACAGAUUACUGUCUUUUCUAUCUUGUUAUUCCUUUAUGUACAUAUGGCAGACAUUAUUUUGCAUGUGAACAUAAUGUAAGAAAAUACGGAACUCUUGAAAGAAGAAUAAAAAACUUAACGGAUGUUAAGAUAUUUAUAUUAGACAUUUGCAUAGCUCAUAUAGUUAGUUAUACAAGAUAUUCAUAUUUUAACACUAUAUGAGAAAAAAAUUUAUAGACAUGUAUUUAGUGACAUGUCAUUAAAGUGGUGACCAGCAACAUUCUUAUUCUGCAUGUUUAAUGCUCUGCCUUUGCUUUGAUCAUGCCCAGGUUUCUUCAAUUGUAGAAAUACAAUACCCUUGUACACUGACUUGGAUGUAAGAGCAGUAACAUUGUUUUGAUAGACGUGUAUAAAUAUAAGAAUAAACUCGAAGUACAGUCCUUAUCUUGUAGAAUAUUAUACCAGCCAUCGAGAAGUACAGUCCUCGUCUUGUAGAAUAUUAUACCAGCCAUAACUUAUUGACUUUAUAACUUGCCUUUCUUGUGUAAAGUUUGCUUUGUAUGGGAUAUGCAAGGUAGAGAAUAAAAUGCAAUCUUGCUGUUAA
Penaeus vannamei (Pacific white shrimp) is the source of this 3853-nucleotide messenger RNA. The record is from RefSeq and is a predicted model, not a curated record. Lineage: Eukaryota; Metazoa; Arthropoda; Malacostraca; Decapoda; Penaeidae.